AUGGCCACAGCGUAUAGAUUCGACGUCCCAACUCGAGGGGAUGGCAUCCUUCGAUAUCCAGCCGAUGCCAGCACGGCGUCCAAGGUGUCUGAGCUACUUCAGAGAGAUCUCGAGAUCCCCCACCAACUCCUCACCCUCUACGGAACGGGUGCAUCGUCAUCCCAGCUCCAAUCCGGCUUUGACAGCAACCAGACCUACCAAGCACGGCUGGCCAAGGCGAGACCAGAGGUCGUGGCCCGUCUGCGGGACGACUACGCCGCCGCCCUGCCCGAUUACGUCGGCAAGGCGAAGCACUACGUCGACUUCCUACGCUUCUUCCAGGGCGAGAUCGAGCAGAAGGGUUGGCAGGCCGUCCUGGUGGAAUACCUGCUUCGCGAGGAGGAAGGGGAGGACGGUCCGGCGCUGCAGCUCCUCACCCGUCUGUACGCGAGCUUCCUCCAUCCCCUCAUCCACCUCAUGUUCGGCGUGGAGUGGGAGCAGCCGGCCCUCGUAGCGGAGGCCCUCGCCCAGACGGCCGUCCACGACGACGACGCGGCCAUACGCAGCUUCUUCCUCGACUCUGAGAAGGCUGCCGCCUCUGCCGCUGCUGCUGCUGCUGCUGAGGGUGGAAAUAGCAGUGAUUAUGGUACCGACUUCGCCCGUCUGUUCGAGCAGGCUGCCAAGGACGACAAGCUAAGGAAGAGCUCAUCGUGGGAUGACACCUUGGGCCCGCACGUCUGCGGCCGCGUCCUGGGCAAGGUACACCAUGAGAUGGUGCGCCUCGCUGCCAAGGUCAAGGUCUCGCCUGAUAACCUGGCCGAGAAGACGGCCGAGAUGGGUCAUGUCAAUGCGUACGUUGCCGCUUUGGGUGCCUGGAAUCCACCCUACAUUCCCAAGUUUGAUUUCUUCUUCAUCCACCAUGUCAAUUCUGUACCCUUCUUCAGCGCGGUAAACGCCCAUUCCUGGAUCCCUACGUCCACCAAGACGCGCCUCCUGGAGUGGAAGAUGCGCCUCGACCUGCUGCAGUACGUGGCGGGUGGGUUGCCUUCCCUCGACCACGAAGCAAUACUCGACACAUACACGCCCCAGGACGAGCGAGACCGUGCUGCUCUGCUGGCUGCUGGCGGUGAUGGCCAUGCGCAGAGCCCUCGUGAUCUGCUCCCACGUGUGCAUGCCAUCCCUGACGAUGGACACAUCAUCAAGCUCUCCAGGGCGCUCAUACUCAUCCAGGAGAGGACUGCAGAGUUCUCCGACAGGGAGUGGGUGCGUAUCAGACGGGACGAUCAGUGGCUCAGGAUCCAUUAUAUGCUUCUUCGUGGGGUCGAGAGGGAGUCGGGUCACUGGGUGAUGUCGCCUGGGUUUAAGCAGUCGUGGAGGGGGGUCCCGAAGCUUUGA
Geosmithia morbida is the source of this 1374-nucleotide messenger RNA. RefSeq lists its product as uncharacterized. The record is from RefSeq and is a predicted model, not a curated record. Gene Ontology annotation, molecular function: oxidoreductase activity. Lineage: Eukaryota; Fungi; Ascomycota; Sordariomycetes; Hypocreales; Bionectriaceae. The coding region runs from base 1 to 1374 and encodes 457 amino acids. The transcript has 3 exons.